UGCAGCGCUGUCGUUGUAUUCAUUCGCGACCGUACCGCCGUCAUGUGCAGCAGGGCCGCCAUGAUCACCGCCGCGGACGAUCAGCUGCAGCAGGGCUCGGAAUCCGGCGUCGUCGCCGCCGCAGCCGCAGCCGCCGACUCGUCGCAGCAGGCCAACCUCAACCGGUACCGGUUACAUCUGUACAAUUACGCGCUGCAGGCCGAACGGUUGCGGUUGUCGGGCGGAUGGGGUGCCGUGUGCCCGGUAUAUCCGGCAGCGGCAGCGGCCAUCUACCAGCCGCGGUUUCCGGUCGCGCUGUUCCAUCCCAACAGCGGCAGCGCGGGCGGCGGACUGCAGGCGGCCGACGAGCCCAAGCCGCAACACAGCUACAUCGGACUGAUCGCCAUGGCCAUACUCGGAUCGACCGAGGGCAAGCUCGUGCUGUCCGAUAUCUACCAGUACAUACUGGACAACUACCCGUACUUCCGGACCCGGGGCCCGGGAUGGCGCAACUCGAUCCGGCACAACCUUUCGCUCAACGACUGUUUCGUCAAGGCCGGCCGGUCGGCCAACGGCAAGGGCCACUAUUGGGCCAUACACCCGGCCAACGUGGACGACUUCAAGAAGGGCGACUUCAGGCGCCGGAAGGCCCAGCGCAAGGUCCGCCGGCACAUGGGCUUGGCCGUGGACGACGACGGUAACGAUUCUCCCAGUCCGCCUCCACCGCCGCCGCCGCCACCGCCGACCCUUCAACAGCAGCAUCACCACCUGCACCAUCACCAGCAGUCGCCACAUUUGCACCACCAACACCAGCAGAGGUCGCCGCCGGCCUUGUGGCAGUCCACGGCCUGUCACCCGCAUCACCCGUUCUACUUCCAACCCGUAGUCCCACAACCCGCGGGCGUCCUGCAACAACAACAACAGCAGCAGCAGCAGCAACAGCAGCAGUUGCAACAGCAGUCCGCAGCGCUCUUGGUGCCGGCGAGGGCGCAGAAACGACAGUUCGACGUCGCGUCCCUGCUGGCGCCGGAUCCUCCGAAACGCAUGUUGCAACAGUUGCACCGGAACGAUCCGAUGGCGGCUUUGACCGCUACCGGAAACAGCGCGGGCACCGUGAGUAGCGACGACGACGACGAGACGAUAACGUGCGGCAGCCGAAACGGCAGCGGCGGCGGCGGUGGCGGCGUCUGGGAACCUGCGGGUCUGCUGCAGCGGUACUACGAGCAGCAGUUGCAGGCCGCGCACAGGUUGAAUGCGUUCCGCCAGUCGUUGGGCCUGCAGAGGAUGAUCGGAGGCGGCCCGUGGCCCGCCGUCAUCGUGCAGGACCGCAAUCAGACGCCCACGCCACCCACGCUGCAGCCGUACGCCGAGGCCACCACCCCUACGCCCGACGACACCGUCUGCAAAACCGAACUAGUCGACUGAGGUAAACGCGAUCGUUUUCCGAUUUUUUUUUAUUAUAUAAUAAUAUAUGCGCAGAUAUUGUACUCAACUGAUUUACCUACAACUUCGUUUUGUUACUGAUUCGUCUGCGUAGUGCGUCGACGUCAUUGCGUGUGAUGCGACGAUAUGUUUGAAAAAUAAUAUAAGAAAUCCAAUUAUUACAGACUUGUCGUACCUAAUAGGUAUAUCGUAAUUAUAUCCGGCAAAGUGUACCUUAUAAUGUAGGUACGAUCGUAGGUAUCCAUAUUAUACUUUAUAUUUAGGUACUCGCGAAAUCUUAUCUAGUUUUUGGUUAGUCCCUUUUGAAAAUGUAUGAUAUAAUAUAAAAGACGCUAUACUAUAUUAUUUCCUGUUAACUGUCAAAUGUGAAUAAUUCGAAAUUUCUUAUUCGAUAUAUUUGUCUGCUGUGCACGACAAUUUAUACAUAUAGCAUGUAUACGAAAAGCAUAGGCUGUUACAUUUAAAAUUUCUGCCACCGAUGAAUAUAUUAUUACAUAUUAUGUUCAACCCGUAAAAUAUUCAUUACAUUACAUCAUUAUUUGCGGUGUCAUUCUACUCGAUCGUUUUUCUCCCAGUUUAAUGGUAGUAUUAUAUUAUUAUGUACAUUUAUAGAUAGUGUAUAAAUUACAACGCAUAUAAUUUAAUAUUGUUAUUUUUCGCUAAGAUAUAUAAUGUAGUAGUCAGUUUGGGCAAGUAAAAGCUAUUAUUUCACGCGAAACGCGAUUAUAUUAUUUUAUUAUUUUUUGUUGACACCAUUAUAAAUUACUAAAUUACAAUAUUAUUGUACAAACAUG
This is a messenger RNA of Melanaphis sacchari, 2216 nucleotides long. It is a transcript of the gene fd102C, whose product is annotated as forkhead box protein D1. Gene Ontology annotation, molecular function: DNA-binding transcription factor activity, RNA polymerase II-specific; RNA polymerase II cis-regulatory region sequence-specific DNA binding. NCBI's taxonomy places the organism in Eukaryota, Metazoa, Arthropoda, Insecta, Hemiptera, Aphididae. The coding region runs from base 43 to 1404 and encodes 453 amino acids. The record is from RefSeq and is a predicted model, not a curated record. Gene Ontology annotation, biological process: regulation of transcription by RNA polymerase II; anatomical structure morphogenesis; cell differentiation. The transcript has a single exon.